AUGCCAGUCCACUUGUUCGCUAGCGCAGUAUCCUUCGCCGUCCCUACGGAAUACUGGGCCUCUCUCGCAGCCUCCUUGGUCGCUAUCUCCUUGCUCAAAAGUUGGUCUAAAGGUGCAAAAGUUCUCGACCCACCUCGUGCUGCUUUGCCCUCUUCUUCCUUCAGUCCUAUCCCGCCGCUUCCACAGGAUCUCUUCAUAGAUCUCCAUGGACGCGUUAUCUUAGUGGCAUCCGGCGCAUUCACUCCACUAGGUGUUGUCACUAUCUCAGCAUUGGCUCAUCGAGGAGCACAGAUCAUCGCUCUCACUCCCGACAUUUCUUCGCCUGACGUGAUCCAGCUCAUCCAUCUUAUCCGAGACUCGACUCAAAACGAACUGGUCUAUGCUGAACAAUGCGAUAUUGGGAGCCUCGAAAGUAUCUCUGCCUUUGCAGCACUAUGGAACUCAGGCGAUAAGAAACAGCCCGAGGGUGUGAGACGACUCGAUGGUCUUCUCUUGCUCCCACCUACCCGCGACCAACUAGAUCGAGUACAGCUCCCAACCAACUCCGCACAGAAGCGGAGGAGGAGAGAUGCGGUCUACCAACUCCACGUGCUCUCACGUUUCCAUCUCAUCAACUCUCUGCUAAGCAGCCUCUUGGUCCUGCCGAGGGAGAGAGAGAUUAGGAUCGUCUCUGUGAUGUCUCCUUUCUACGCUGCCGGGUUGUCGCAUUUUGAUCUUCUACCACCCUCCUCUCCAUCAAAGAAGGCAUCGAAUACAGCGCAGAAACUGGACAAGAUGGCAGAAUCAAGUUACUCAGCUCUCAUCGGUGCCGCUUCCUUACGGUGGUAUACUUUGACAUUGGAACUUCAACGAAGAUUGGAUCUGUUAGCUGAAGCGGAUCCGAGGCCCUGGACGAAGCUGCCAGGCAUUGAUGUACAGCAUGUCAAGACUGCUGCUGCUACCACCGGCAACAGUAAGGGUGGCGAGACAGUGCAAGAAAAGGCAGCGCAAAAAAUGAAACAGCACUCCAACAUUAACAUCAUCAACGUCUGUCCCGGAUUCGAAAGAACCGCCGACAUCAUCGACACCUUCCUGCCUCAUCCCUCUCGCCUUUCACCUCCAUCCUUGAGCUCUCCAACAGCCUCACAGCCAUUACCAGAAAAGGGAAAGCCAUCAAAGACAGCAAGCAUCCUAGAAAGCGAACUAGCAUCCCGUCCGAUCCCUGCUCGCACCGCCAACCCGAUCUCCAUGCUCAUCUUCUACAUCAAAAUCCUUCUCCGCUGGUGCUUGCUCCUUCUAGUGUGGCCUGUUCUUUGGCUUCUCAGUAAAUCACCUGCGACAGCAGCAGAUAGUGUGGUGUGGGCCACGACGAGAAAAGUAGAGCCUCUUACGGCUAGGUAUAAUCGCAUCCUUGCCUCUUUAUCAUCCAGCGGCGAGGAGGAGGGCAAGGAGCCCGAGGUGAGGAGAUGGCAAGAUGCUAUCAUUCCAGCUGAGAUGUAUAGGGAGGGUAGGAUCAUUCGCCCUCAACUUCCGCCUAGAUUUGGUAGCAGCAGACAAGGAGGAGAGGCAUGGGCUAACUUGUGGAAGGCUGAGGAAGAACAAGUUGAGAGAAGGCUCAACGCUCUCGGUGGAAGCAUCAAGCGACCCAAGAUCUGA
This is a messenger RNA of Ustilago hordei, 1635 nucleotides long. RefSeq lists its product as uncharacterized. The transcript has a single exon. The record is from RefSeq and is a predicted model, not a curated record. Bases 1 to 1635 code for a protein of 544 amino acids. NCBI's taxonomy places the organism in Eukaryota, Fungi, Basidiomycota, Ustilaginomycetes, Ustilaginales, Ustilaginaceae.